Molecule: messenger RNA, 2733 nt
Organism: Abrus precatorius (Indian licorice)
Lineage: Eukaryota; Viridiplantae; Streptophyta; Magnoliopsida; Fabales; Fabaceae
Product: pentatricopeptide repeat-containing protein At2g13600
Exons: 1
Coding region: 364-2481 (705 amino acids)
Biological process (GO): RNA modification
Molecular function (GO): RNA binding; protein binding
Source: RefSeq, a predicted model, not a curated record
GUUGGGAAAAUCAUCAAAGACCUUGUGUGCACUUUCUGCGCAGCCGCACUUGGAAUACGCGCCGAUGAGACCGUUAGCGAGGAAAGCGUCGAAGAAGAGUGCGGUUUUGAUAAGGUGACAGUGCACAGCAUUUCCAAGCGUCACCCUUCUAAUCGUUAUACACUUUGAAAUUAGGGAGAAGCAGUUUUCAAUGGAAACGACGUCGUUGGGGAGCAUGGUCGUGUUGCGUUCUCUGAAUCAAACUCAAAGCGCGAAUCAACUAAAAGGGGACAACACGGGUACGAGGUUUCGUUAAUGGGACCGACCCCCCCCCCCCCCCCCCCCCCCCUCUUCAAAUUAAGGGUUUUUCGAUAAGGUUAUGUAAUGGGUAGAAAUGGGUUCGUUCAAAAAUUGGUGAGUGACCUUUCUUUACCCGAUUCUUCGCCUUUCGCGAAGCUAUUGGACUCUUGCGUUCGUUCAAAGUCAGGAAUUGACGCGCGUCGUGUUCAUGCUCGAAUUUUUAAGACUCGGUUUUCCUCUGAAAUCUUCAUUCAGAACAGGCUCGUUGAAGCUUAUGGAAAAUGCGGGUCUGUGGAGGACGCACGCAAGGUGUUUGAUCAUAUGCCACAGAGGAACACUUUCAGUUAUAACGCGAUUUUAAGCGUUUUGACGAAGUCCGGUAACCUUAAUGAGGCUCUGAGCGUUUUUAAGUUGAUGCCAGAGCCUGACCAGUGCUCGUGGAAUGCAAUGGUGUCGGGUUUUGCACAGCACGAUCGCUUUGAGGAAGCUUUGAAGUUCUUUCUUGACAUGCAUAUUGAGGAUUUUGUACUUAAUGAGUAUUCGUUUGGCAGUGUUCUUAGUGCUUGUGCUGGGUUGACAGAUUUGAACACGGGGGUUCAAAUUCAUGCUUUGAUAUCGAAGUCUCGCUACUCGUCAGAUGUUUACAUUGGUUCUGCUCUUGUUGAUAUGUACUCUAAGUGUGGGGUGGUGGCUUGUGCUCAAAGGGCUUUUGAUGGCAUGCUUGUGAGGAAUAUAGUUUCUUGGAACAGUUUGAUCACGUGCUAUGAGCAAAAUGGUCCUGCAGGAAAAGCUCUAGAGGUUUUUGUUGGGAUGAUGCAUAGUGGGAUUGAACCUGAUGAGAUUACUCUGGCCAGUGUGGUCAGUGCUUGCGCGAGCUUAUCUGCAAUUAGAGAAGGUUUGCAAAUUCAUGCUCGUGUUAUGAAAUGGGAUAAGUUCCGGAAUGACCUUGUUUUGGGCAAUGCAUUGGUUGAUAUGUAUGCAAAAUGCAGUAGAGUAAAUGAAGCUCGAUUGGUUUUUGAUAGGAUGCCGUUUAGGGACGUGGUGUCUGAAACUUCCAUGGUUAGUGGAUAUGCUAGGGCAGCAAGUGUCAAAGCAGCGAGGUUGAUGUUUUCAAAAAUGAUGGAGAGGAAUGUGGUAUCCUGGAAUGCGCUUAUUGCGGGUUACACACAGAAUGGAGAGAAUGAAGAGGCAGUUAGACUUUUCCUCCUCCUAAAGAGGGAAUCUGUCUGGCCAACCCAUUACACCUUUGGGAAUCUACUUAAUGCAUGUGCAAAUCUCUCUGAUCUGAAGCUUGGUAGACAGGCUCAUACUCACAUUUUGAAGCACGGGUUUUGGUUCCAGUCUGGAGAAGACUCUGAUAUUUUUGUGGGGAAUUCUCUCAUUGACAUGUACAUGAAAUGUGGAUUGGUUGAAGAUGGAUGCCUGGUUUUUGAGCACAUGGUAGAAAGGGAUAUUGUUUCAUGGAAUGCCAUGAUAGUGGGAUAUGCCCAAAAUGGUUAUGGUACCGAGGCCCUUGAAAUUUUCAUGAAAAUGCUGGUAUCUGGAGAAAAACCAGAUCACGUAACUAUGAUAGGAGUUCUAUCUGCAUGUAGCCAUGCAGGACUUGUAGAAGAAGGCCGUCAUUACUUCCAAGCUAUGAGGACUGAGCAUGGCUUAGAACCAAUGAAGGACCAUUAUACAUGCAUGGUUGAUUUACUGGGUCGGUCUGGUUGCCUUGAUGAAGCAAACAGUUUGAUAAAGACAAUGCCAAUGCAGCCUGAUGCUGUUGUCUGGGGAUCUUUACUUGGUGCUUGUAAGGUUCAUGGAAACAUUAUAUUAGGAAAGUAUGUGGCGGAAAAGCUCAUGCAGAUUGAUCCCUCGAAUUCUGGACCGUAUGUUCUUCUUUCAAAUAUGUAUGCAGAGCUUGGUAGAUGGAAAGAUGUGGUGAGAGUCCGGAAACAGAUGCGGCAACAGGGAGUAGUUAAGCAACCAGGUUGCAGUUGGAUUGAGAUUCAGAGUCGUGUGCAUGUUUUCAUGGUGAAAGAUAAAAAGCACCCUCAUAAGAAGGACAUCUAUUUAGUUCUGAAAAUUCUCACAGAACAGAUGAAACGUGCCGGCUACGUUCCAGAAGUUGAUGAUGAUGAGAUUUGUGAGGAGGAAAUUGACUUUGAGCUCAUCUUACCUUGCGAAAUGGAAAUGGAGGACGAUGCUGCAGUCGGAUAAAAUAAAAUUCUUUUGGCUAUUAGCUUUGGCACCCUUCACUACAAAGAUAUUUCGAAGGCUAGAAAUUUGAGAUGAGGGUUCCUCCAAAAUAUUUCUAGGGGAUCUAAGUUAAAUGGAUCAGCUUGUAAGCUGUAGCAGCUGAGCCUUGAACGUACCCCUGGCUUCAUUGCAAUUUGCAACAGAAGUAAAUACUUUCAACCAGCCAACUUUGUUGCAGUUUAAAACAUUGAUUUUAAUUAUAUGCUUAGUUUG